ACCAGUGUUCGCCCGACCGCUGAGAAGCUGACACACGACCACACCUGCGAGGAACUUAGUCGCUGACGGAGGGUUGUGAGGAAAAGUUGUGAGGAAGAGUUGCAGUCGUAGGGGGGCGAGCUCUCCCACUCUCACUCUCUCUAGUUAAAACUCGGAGAGUGUAAGAAGUUUUAUCUGAAUUUGUGUGAUACGAUAUAUUCUUCGGCUCUUCGGUUAGCCACAUUAGCUUCUCACGAUGCCGGGAGAGAGUCACUCAGACGCGCCGGCGGCAGUCCCUCUACAGGUGGCCGUGCAGUCGUCAGCCCUUCCGGAUUCCGCGAACGGCCACGCGGGAGGCGACUCGCCGAAGGCCCUCAGCUGCCUGGAGUGCAAGAAGGCGGCCACCAUCGUGUGCGGCGGGUGCUGGCAAGCGGGCUACUGCGCACGCGACCACCAGCUCACGGGCUGGGUCAAGCACCGCCCGAAGUGCCGGCCCUGGCGCAUCGCCCGCUCCAGCGUGCUCGGGCGCCACAUGAUCGCCACGAGGGACGUUGCUGCAGGGGAGCUGCUGCUUCAGGAUCCGCCACUCCUCCUGGGACCGAAGAACAUCACUGAGCCCGUGUGCCUUGGGUGCUACCGGCCGGUGGACGGGUCUUACGUGUGCAGGGGCUGCUCCUUCCCAAUGUGCGGCUCCGACUGCGAAGCGUCGGAGGAUCAUCAGGUGGAGUGCAAGGCCGUCAAGGAUUCAGGAGUGUCCGUGAAGGUCACCGUCUUCGGCGAAAUCAACAGCAUGUACGAAUGCAUCACGCCGCUGAGGAUCCUGAGCCUGCGCGACUCGAACCCGAUGGUGUGGAACAAAUUGCUCUCACUUGAAAGCAACCUCGAUAAGCGCGGCGGCACGGAGGUGGCAGCCAUCACCCAGCAGACGGUGGUGGACAUCAUCCACGACAGGCUCAGGCUGGAGGAGGAGUUCGACGAAGAACUCAUUCAGAAAGUCCUUGGCAUUAUCGACACGAAUGCUUUUGAGAUCCGACUGCCCGACUCGAGCAUCCAGGGCAUCUAUGGCAAUGCAGCCAUCCUGGAGCACAACUGCGUGGCCAACACACACCGCACAUUCGACGCCGACCUCAACCUGGUAGUGCGCGCCGCAGUGCCCAUCAAACGCGGCCAGCAUCUCACCUCCUGCUACACCGACCCUCUAACCACCUCCUUCACCAGACAGGACCAUCUGCGCUCCUCCAAGUACUUCACAUGCCAGUGCGACCGCUGCCUGGAUCCGACCGAGCUCAAGACGUUCCUGUCUGCCCUCAAGUGCAGCGACUGCGCAGCGAAGCAGGCGGCGGAGAAGGCGACGGCUAAGAAAGAGAGCCAGCCCGUGGGAAGGGGCAUCAGGGGAGCUAGAAGGGGAGGCGUCCUGAACAGGGUCAACCAGUUCCAGUCUGGGGGACGAGGCCAGGCGAGCGGCGGAGCAGAAGGCGCUGCCGGCGACGAAGGGCCAGGACCCUGGAUCGUCGCUGAGGAUCCCACCUCACCGUCGUCCAACUGGCGAUGCCUCACCUGCGGCCACUCCAGCACCGAUGACUACCCGAGCAAGAUCACAGACGUCGUGGCCGAAGAGGCAGAGGAAUUGGAGAGCUCCCCUACAGUAGCCACGUGCGAAGCCUUCUUGGAAAAGUGGGGCCAUCUCUUCCAUCCAGACCACGCCAUCUUCCUCAACAUCAAAUAUGCUCUAUUGCACUUGUACGGGUCAGAGGAUGGUUACGAACUCGACAGCCUCUCGCCCAUCGAUCUCACGCGGAAGGAGGAACUGUGUCGUCAGGUUCUCAAGGUCGCUGAUAUCUUACUGCCAGGCAUCACACGCUUAAGGGGCUCUGUACUCUACGAGCUCUAUCAAGCUCUAUUCUACAAAGCUCGAGCUCUCUUCAUGGUGGGAGCUGCCUCCUCCGAACAGGCGCGGCGGCUGGCUAUGUCGGCCAUGACAGCCCUGAAGGAGUGCGUUCGCGUCCUCGGCUACGAACCUGAAGUACAACCUGAAGGACAGUUAGGACUCGAAGCGAAGGAUGAAAUGAAGCAACUGGAAGAGUGGAUUAAGGAUGAAGGAUGGAAGCUCUGAGAGAGAAGUUGUGAAGAAGUUCAAAAGGAAGUGGAAUGGUGAUUUUUUAAAGACAGAAAAUGGGAGUGAAGUGUAAAAGAAAAUGUGGAGGGAAAUCGGUGGCAAGCGGAGGAGGAGGUGAAAGAAAAUGGAAUAAAUAUUGUAAUGAAAGUGAAUAGUAAUCGAGACAGAUGAACAUAAUUCUAAAGAAAAAUAUUAGAAUAUAAAUGAUCUAAUUUGAAGAAUAAAAAUAUAUAUAUAUCUACAGAGAAAAGUUAAAAGAAAAUGGAACACUUCUUAAGAAAACAGAAAGUAAUGGUGCCUCCUUCAUCAUAUAGUGUGUUUUAAUGUGAUCUGUAUAUAUUUAAAUUGUCAUUCUUAGAUUGUGGAUGAAGACUUUUAGGUUUCAAGACGGAGAUCGUUGCUCAGUUUUGUCUUAAUAUAUAUUACGAUUUCUUUGUCUAUCUUAUGAUGUAAGUUUAUAUUGAAAACAUGUCAUGCAGUUUCGUUCUCUCGGUCACAUUUUUGUCUCAGAUGCUUCUUUUUAUUUAUACAUUCUUUAUUCCCUUUCUUCGAAUCUCACCAGCUGUUCACUCCAUAACAUAUUUUUAAAAGUCAUCCCUGUAUAUUAAAGUUGAGUACUGGAAGGAUAAACUUAAACAUAUUUUCAUUAUUCACAUAUAUCAGCGGAUUCAUUAUAAUUAUUCCCUACUUUCUCACGAAAUUCAAAUGCCCAUACAGAUAUCAUAUGCAUUUUUUUUCGCUCUUUAAAAGAAUGAUUUUAUUCCUAUUUCAUACCGACACUAUUGUUCCGUUUAGAUGAGAAACAACAAAGUUAGAAUGUAUCUCAGCUAAGACUAAGACUCUCUCUCUCUCUCUCUCUCUCUCUCUCUCUCUCUCUCUCUCUCUCUCUCUCUCUCUCUCUCUCUCUCUCUCUCUCUCUCUCUCUCUCUCUCUCUCUCUCUCUCUCUCUCUCUCUCUCUCUCUCUCUGUCUUUCCCGCUCUUCGUCUGUGCUUGCCUUUGUGUCUCUGUUUAUCGUGUCAUUUGUGGUAUGUUAGUCAAGGUCAUUCAUGCAAGGUUCACCCAAAGUGACAAAAGUAUUAGAUUCUCUAUGUUGUAUUCUAAAAUCUAGUUUUUCCACACGAUUUGUGUCUUUAGUCAUGUAAGAGUUUGAUGACUCUGAAUUUAUAUUGUUGGAAAGUCACUUGCAUUAGAAAGUCUCUAGUAAGGCCCGAUAUUAUUACAUUCAGUGAUAUAGGUUUUGUUAUGAUAUGGUGUUACGGGCCUGAGUUUAUUAGUCCUGUUAGCGGAUCAGUAGAUGCUGAGAUAAUCAUAUUUUUAAAUGAUAGAACUGCAUUCUGAAUUGGACUAUUCCAGUGCAGAUUUAUUUUUACGUAGGUUUCAAACUGUCCAGUCCAUUUUUGUAACUUCAGUCCUAGUUUAGUCUCAUCUUGGAACCACUGUAUUAUUAGCAGUAUCAUUUUGCACGUUGAGUUGCUGGGUAUCUCUCAUGGACGAGUAUUAUCACACGUUUAUACGUAUUCAUAAAUGUAGGUAUGGUAAUUUUCUAUGCGGAUACAUACAUGGUAGUGAUAUAUGUUUAGCGUCUAAAUCGUUCUGCAUUUCGGAACAAGAGUCCCACUCCUCAUUAACCGUAUUUUUUUGUUUAUCAUCGUUCUCUUGUAUCAUCACGACCCACUCUAUUUCGUCGAGAUGCUCUUUUAUAAAUGUCAUUUCAUUGAGUUGUUUAUUAACAAUCUUUUCUUUUUGGUUUUAUUAAUAAUUAUUUUAGCCAACGUUUGACAUUCGUAUGUGACUGUCACUUAGGCCGGCGGUCUCUAGAGAUUUGCUGUCACCUUGUUGCUUGCAGUCUGUGUGUGUCAGAGUCUCACACUGUGUGCCUUUUUGAUUUUUAGAUGACUUUAGAUUCCUACUGGUACUCUUGUUAUUUUUUGCCACAUUUGCAUAUACAUUUUAUGUUGGCCAAAUAACCGUUUUUAUUGGUUCCUUGUGGUUUACUGUGAUGCAUCUUCAUUUUAUAUUUCUGAGAUUUCGUAUUUUUUAUAUCAAAUAAACUGUGAUUCGGAUUGACACUGUUUGUUCAGAAAGUGAUUGUUCAUAUGUUCUUUUUUUAUAAUGAUUUAUGCUUUUUUAUGUGAUUUUACCUUAUUCAAACGGGCUCUAUGUAAUUUUUUUGUCAUUCAUUAAGGCUUUGUGCUCCUACAUUCACGCUACUUAUUUGUGUUGUACUGACAAAACCAUUUUUUCGGUCCAUUACCUCCAACACAGUUUCGCCUUUAAUGAUGUCACUUUCUUUGCGCCCACAAUGUUUGUCACUUUAUUUUCAUUACACAGCGGCCACAUUGCAUUCAUUUUGAAGUAACUCAGUGAUCUCCGUUUUACAAUUAUUGUUUCUUAUCUCUUGUACUCUAUGACAGGAAGCAUGUGAGAUUUUGAUACUGUUUUUGUACGCUACGCCAUAAAGAUAUUGAUUAAAAUAGAAACUUUGGGAA
This is a messenger RNA of Penaeus chinensis, 4585 nucleotides long. RefSeq lists its product as uncharacterized. Lineage: Eukaryota; Metazoa; Arthropoda; Malacostraca; Decapoda; Penaeidae. The coding region runs from base 236 to 2092 and encodes 618 amino acids. The record is from RefSeq and is a predicted model, not a curated record. The transcript is spliced from 5 exons.